Messenger RNA from Microthlaspi erraticum, 852 nucleotides. Lineage: Eukaryota; Viridiplantae; Streptophyta; Magnoliopsida; Brassicales; Brassicaceae. The record is from the annotation of a GenBank genome assembly.
AUGGAGCGAGCGAGCAACGGAGGAAUACUGUACCACGAGGUGCAAGAGGCGAAUCUGUGCGCCGUUCACUGCGUCAACACGGCGUUGCAGGGACCUUUCUUUUCCGAAUUUGAUUUGGCUGCCGUCGCCGCCGAUCUCGACGGGAAGGAGCGUCAGGUCAUGCUCGAAGGCGCCGCCACCGGAGGCUUUUCCGCCGGCGAUUUCUUCUCUGAGGAGUCGCACAAUGUUUCCCUCGGCGGCGAUUUCAGUAUCCAGGUCUUGCAAAAGGCUUUGGAAGUGUGGGAUCUACAAGUGAUUCCACUCAACUGUCCAGAUGCAGAGCCAGCACAGAUAGACCCUGAGCUUGAAAACGCCUUCAUCUGCCACUUGCAUGACCACUGGUUUUGCAUAAGGAAAGUGAACGGAGAGUGGUACAACUUUGACAGCCUCCUCGCUGCUCCACAACACCUGUCGAAAUUCUACCUCUCUGCGUUUCUCGACUCUCUCAAAGGCUCAGGCUGGAGCAUCUUCAUUGUGAAAGGAAACUUCCCUCAGGAAUGUCCCAUGUCGUCUUCCUCUGAAGCUUCCAACAGUUUCGGACAGUGGCUUUCCCCUGAAGACGCAGAGAGGAUACUGAAGAACACGAGCUCGUCGGUGCAGGCUCCUUCUGUUAGCAACAACAGAGGUAAUGACAAUGCGGAUCAACAGAGACCGUAUCAGGCGUUGUCUCAGGAGGAAGUGAGGGCGUUUUCAGAGAUGGAAGAUGAUGACUUGAAGGCAGCAAUUGCAGCGAGUUUGUUAGAUGCUUCUGCGGCUGGGGUCAAUCUUGGAGCUGUUGGUACUUCUCAAAAGGAACCUGAGAAACAAAAGUAG